Molecule: messenger RNA, 1086 nt
Organism: Cornus florida
Lineage: Eukaryota; Viridiplantae; Streptophyta; Magnoliopsida; Cornales; Cornaceae
Exons: 4
Coding region: 78-857 (259 amino acids)
Cellular component (GO): chloroplast envelope
Source: RefSeq, a predicted model, not a curated record
AUAGAUAUAGACUUUGGUAAAAACGCAUUGGAGUGCCUCCAAUUAGCUAUUGUCAUUUUCAGUAUAACAAGAAGGAGAUGCUUCUGCAAACCACCUCCGUCGCACUCGCAUCCUCUACCCAGUUCACAACCACCAUUUCCGCCACCAUCACCACCAUUGCCAAGUGCUAUUACUUCGACAAACGCCACCCUGCAGCAACUUUGCUGCCAAAAACCCUCUUUCCAUGUUUUGGAAGUGGACCCAUCCCCAAAAGCCUAAAAAGAUUGCUCUACUUGAAUAGAUUGGGAUCACCCAAUUUCACUCCCACAAUACUACAUGCUUCUUUGCUUGAAACUCCUGUUUUGUGGGCUGGCAGGCUUUGCAUCUACUAUGCCCUUUUGAAGGCUGGUUUAGCUGGAUCCAAAGCUAAUCCACUUGUCGCAGAGUUGGAAACUGGUGAUGCUGUAUUGGGGUUCUCUAAGUGGUUUGAGGAGUUACAAGGCAAACCAGAGAAAGAAGCAGCUGACAAAAGGAAACUAGUGAGCAAAUGGCAUCCUACAACAAAGGGCACACUUAGGCGGAAUUAUAGAAUACGUUCCAAAUCUCAAGGACAGUGCCUUCUUAAAGCCAUUGCAUCCUUACUAUCAGAUGAUGAUCACUUCAGAGAUGCCACUUCCCACAAGGGUUGUCAGAUUAGGAGAGAAAGUGCUCAUGGAGAAAGUGUGUGUUGUAACAAUGUGAGAGCUCUGUUUGAUGAGCUCCCAACUCCACACUUGGUUGUGGAAAUCACACCUUUCCCUGCUGGUCCUCUCACUGACAAGGAUUACGCCAAGGCUGAGAAACUAGAAAGGGUACUCAGGUCUGCUCCUUCUGUUUGAAGCUUCUUUGGUAUCUCACACCUCUUUUGUACGUAUCCAUCUAAUGUAUCACAUGUACAUAUUAUUACCAUGAAAAGAAGCUACUGAUGCCGUCAGUCACUUUAAACGGUCUUAACUCAAUCUGCUGAUUACCUUUUGAGGGGGAUGUGGUUAUUAUCUUUCAAUGUCAGAAAUACAAAGUUUAAUGGGUUUAAGUGGACUGAAGGUUCAGUUCAUGGUUUUUCUGGAA